ACCUCAUUUUCGUCCGUUUCCGGUUUGUGUAGCGCAGCUGCAGCUCUGGUGUAACAGCUGACAACCAGCUGAAAAUACGGCAGCAUUGAGUCCAGAAACCUCGUUUGUUGUCACCACAGGGCUCACAAUGGCCGUGGCCAUGAGUUCAACGUGUCCUGGCAUGUACUGUGGCCGGAUGAUGGUCAACGGAACAGUGGAGGGAGAGUGUGGUGUUUGUCCUCGUGGAGAACGGGCCAACCUCCAGAAUGUGUGUGAACGCUGCCUUGAGUCCCCCGAGCUGUACGACUGGCUGUAUCUGGGCUUCAUGGCCAUGUUACCCCUAGUGCUGCACUGGUUCUUCAUCGAGUGGUACUCUGGAAAGAAGAGUUCCAGUGCUCUGCUGCAGCACAUCACAGCCAUGUUGGAGUGCAGUGUUUCAGCUGUGGUCACCCUGCUGGUCACAGAGCCAGUGGGAAAGCUCAGUAUCCAUUCCUGUCGGGUCCAGAUGCUGUCAGACUGGUACACCAUGCUGUACAACCCCAGUCCAGACUACGUCAACACAUUACACUGCACCCAGGAGGCCGUCUACCCACUCUAUACCAUUGUGUUGAUUUACUAUGCAUUCUGCUUGGUGCUGAUGAUGCUGCUGCGUCCUUUGCUGGUGAAGAAGAUAGCAUGUGGUCUGGGCAAAUCUGAUCGCUUCAAGAGCAUCUAUGCUGCUCUGUACUUCUUCCCCAUCCUCACUGUGCUGCAGGCUGUGGGAGGAGGGCUGCUCUAUUAUGCGUUCCCGUACAUCAUACUGGUCCUGUCUCUGGUAACACUGGCUGUUUACAUGUCUGCCUCUGAGAUACAGUCUUUUAAGAACCUGGUUGCCAAGAAGAAGCGUCUGGUAGUCCUGUUCAGCCACUGGCUGCUCCACGCGUACGGCAUCAUCUCCAUCUCCCGAUUGGACAAGCUGGAGCAGGACCUGCCGCUGUUGGCCCUUGUGCCGGGCCCCGCCCUAUUCUACAUAGCCACAGCCAAGUUCACUGAGCCCAGUCGCAUCCUGUCUGAGGGUGGCAACGGACACUGACAAAUCCAACAUGGAUACAGUUUCACACAUUGCUACAGUGCAGAUUUUUAGCUUCCAGCACUGAGGCAGCAGUAGACUGACAGCAAAGUGUUACAGAGUUUUCUGGGUUAAUGUGAUCAAACAUGCUCAACCUGUCAACGACCAUUUAGUGAUGACAUCAUGUGGCUGGGAAUGUUAUUUGACAUUGGGAAACAUCCUAAAACUCCAAAUUUGCUGAAGUACAUGAACACUUAAAGUUGGACAUUAAGUUAUAAUUACUUUAGGUCUGUAUAAUUAAUAUAACUCCAUUCAUGAUUUGUGAACAGCACAGGUGGUGUCUGAUCUGUUGCAGGGUCAGUUUUUUUUACACGGCUGAAUGCCAUCGUAUUUAUAAUAGUUUAACACAUAUGUUCUCGUUGGAGUAUGACUCUUCACCGUCCACACUGAGAGCUGGUCACAGUGCUCACAUUAGUUUAUAUCUCAUGUUAUCAUGGUCACAACUAAUGAUUCUGCUCUCUCUGACUAAAUUAAUGUAUCAAUUAUUUUUAAAUCAUUUCUAAUGUAAUUUAUAAAACUAGUGACAAAUGUCAAUGACAAGUUACCACACAGUGAUGUCUUUAAAAGACUCACUUAGUUUGAAGACCCAAACAGAGUGCUGCAGGAAUAAGUCCUAAAACCAGGAAGUGAGUUGGCACUUUAGCACUCCUGGUUCCUUCAUCUCAAAGUCAAUGUUUUUUGAUGAAAAAAACACCUGAAAUAAGGUCUGUGGUUAACACAAGCAGAAGAGACUUUCAGGUUUUGUCCUACGACAUAAAAACAUAAGUAAAUACCCCACUUGUACAUUUUUGAACCUUUUAUGUGUCUUAAAAAAGGCGGUCGCUAAGAAGUGGCUAAGGGAGAUGACAUAAUGCCAUCAUGCCGAACACGGCUUUAAAGCCUCACUGUGGUGGUGACGUUGUAGUCACGUGACUGUGGUGUAGUUCGUUCAUUGCCCAACGUUAGCUUUUUACUUCUGCUGAUAGUGUUUACACUUCACAAACCACACAGGUGGUGUACAUUGCCAAGAUUAUUGCUGAACAAAACGUGCAAGUGUCAUAAAUGUAUGUUAUGUCUGUUAUGUCAGAGGUUGUUUUUUUUGUUUGUUUUACUUCUGCGCCGGCCAACAAAAAAAAGCACUCUCUAGAUUUGAUUGACAGUGAUACAGAACAGAAGAAAUCUGCAGAGGCUGGACAGUGUUUGGUUUUAAUGAGAUAAUGGAACUGAACAUUUUCUAGAAACUACAUCUUACUUGUUUUAAAUCUGUUUUUGGACAAACAAAUCCUAAAUUCACUAUUUAUAACCUGCCUGUCUUAUAUUUAUUUGACCUUAUCCCAAAGUGUGUUGAGAGAUUUUUUUUUUCAACAUUUAUUCUCACCCUGUACAUCUUGUAAAUACAGUAAAUGUUGUAAAUGAAGGCUGAUGGUAUCCUGGUUGCUCAGACCACCUCAGGUUGUGGUGGGGAGAUUUACUGGGCCUCAUGUAUAUAAGUGUAAUAUAUAUAUCUGGGAUGUGCCGCUCAUGUAUUAACCAUUAUGUUGGAGUUGCACAGUGGAGCAUCCAUUUUCUGAGAGAAAGACCUGGAAAUCUUAGAAUAAUCCAGCUCAAGUCAAGAGUGACAUGUCCAGUCUUACAAAACUCUCACCAUCUGGAUGAAAAAAUGAAUGAUAUAAAAGAUUUUUAACCAAUUACCAGAGGCACCUGUUAAUUCGUAUUUAUCAAGAUUGUAGUAUGUUGAUGUUUUCUGUUUAUCUGUAUAAUUGUUACUUUAUAUUUUUCUUAUUUCAAUACACACUAACAGUUUGAACACAAUGAACAAAGAGAUAAGACUAGGGACCAUCUUGCGAUUUAAUCACUCCAGCUGUGACACAGCGAUACACGACUUUAAACAAAUGUGAACCAGGGGUGUAAAUGAGGGGGCCAAGGCUCCUUCCCAACUUGUUACUCCCCUACCUUCAGCGUCCUCGCUCAGAAUACACCCAUCUCCAAAUUUGCCCUUCAAUUUGUUCUCAACCACACACCUGUACAGUUUUUGUUUGUUGACAAAAAUCAGUCCACAGACACCUGGCAAAGUACCCAAAACAGCUUCUGUCGUAGUUCCCACUGCUUUUCAACGAUAUUGAAUUUUAGCUGCUUUGAUAUUUGAUAUGCCGAUAUGUAACAACUCGUUUGACCAAUAAGCAAUAUUGAUAUUGAUAUAUCCACUUUUCCCCCAGAUAAUUUUAGUGAUCAUCAAGUCUCCCCUGUAGUGAAAUUAACAUCACAUUAUACCUGUAUACUGUUAUCAUGAUGGCCCACCAGCAGAUGGAGACAUUAAACAGAAUGCCUUUCACUGUAUGUAAUAUUCAUUCAUUGUGCAAAAUAAGAAAAAGCAUGUUGGCUGAUUCAAACAGUUCAUUUAAAGCCAAUAUUGGCCGUACCAAUGACAUGCAGAUAUUAUUGUGCAUCCCUAACUAUAUACCAGGACCUCAUUUUGCCAUGAUGACAUAUUCAACACAGACUUGUGAGGCCAAAGCAAUACCAGCUGUUGUGACGUUGUCGGGGUUACUAAAAUGAGCCUGGAUAGGAAGUAGACUUAGUCUGUUUUAUUGUGCAGUGGACAGAAUAUGUGUUUUCAUCCGGAUGAUUGUUGAAAUCUGUCCUGAGCUGCAGAAGGUGUCACAGCUGUGAAUUUUUCAAAGAUUGCCAGGGUUGAUGUUUCCCAGUAAUCUAUGAGAGGCACAGACUCGGGUAAGGUGAGAGGAGAUGUGUAAAUACUGUCACUGCUGUGUGUUUUACUUAAUUGUAUUUGCACUAAAGAUAAAAUGAUCCAGUGAAAUACAUAGAAGCAUCUGUCUAUGACAUGUCAGUGCUUGUGUGAUGCUGUUAGUUUUGUCCUCUGUCCUGCAGCUGUAGUCCUUCACAUAACCUUCAGUGGUUUGAGUCAAAGCUGCUGACAUUCUGUAUAUUAUUGAAAAUAUAUGUAAGCUUGUACAUAUGAGUGUAUUCAGCAGAGUUUGCUACAGGCACAAACUCAAUUUACAAAUGAAUGUUUCAGUGAGCAGUGUUGUGUGUAGCUACCUGUAUGAUUCCAUGAGCUCUGUGUGCAUUCAAGGUAUUAAGUGAAGCCUGUCAGCAUGAUCUCAGAGCUCAGGUAUGUAUGAAUCAGCUUCAUAGAUCUGUUAAACAUGCACCUGCCCCCAGAGUCAAACAAAAGGCAGACAUGUUGUGUACCUCCUGAGGUAAGAAGCAUGAAGUCAUUGUGGUUAGGUGACAUUUUACUGCCUGAUGCAAAUCUUAUCCAGCUCCAUGCGACACAUCACGUGGAGCACACAUUACCAGUGCAAAGAUAAACAGAUAACUCGACUAACCUGCUGGUUAAAACAUUGGCUGCUUUUGCAUGUGAAAUUCAAUCAUGUAGGCUCUCAGCACUUUCUGUAUUAGAGAAGACAUAGUAUGUGCCAAAUGUGAACACACACACACACACACACAGCUGGAGUGGAGCUACCUUAUUGUUUGCUGCAGCAUGGCCUUCUUUAUAUCAUAUCACUUGUAAAGUAUAUUGCAGGACAUUUUGUACACAGUAUGUUUUUACCUCCUGAACCUGCCUUUCUACAGUUCCCCACCUCCAUUUUCCCUUCUUCCUUAUUUGCCUUGCCCCUCUCAUUCAUUUGUGAAGUUUAAGAGUCAAAGGAAAUAUAUUUAAAAAAAAAUGGUGUGACAGAAAUUUGUUUCUUUUUUCUAUUUCCAGCGUUAAUGUGUCAUGAGACUGUUCCAAAUAUAAAUUGAGAAAUAAAGAACUUUUGCUUCUUCCUA
Molecule: messenger RNA, 4861 nt
Organism: Epinephelus fuscoguttatus (brown-marbled grouper)
Lineage: Eukaryota; Metazoa; Chordata; Actinopteri; Perciformes; Serranidae
Gene: jkamp
Product: jnk1/mapk8 associated membrane protein
Exons: 7
Coding region: 128-1051 (307 amino acids)
Biological process (GO): response to unfolded protein
Cellular component (GO): membrane
Molecular function (GO): ubiquitin protein ligase binding
Source: RefSeq, a predicted model, not a curated record